Molecule: messenger RNA, 2687 nt
Organism: Trichosurus vulpecula (common brushtail)
Lineage: Eukaryota; Metazoa; Chordata; Mammalia; Diprotodontia; Phalangeridae
Gene: HOOK2
Product: hook microtubule tethering protein 2
Exons: 22
Coding region: 162-2321 (719 amino acids)
Biological process (GO): cytoskeleton-dependent intracellular transport; cytoplasmic microtubule organization
Cellular component (GO): cytoplasm; centrosome
Molecular function (GO): dynein light intermediate chain binding; microtubule binding
Source: RefSeq, a predicted model, not a curated record
GGGGCCAGGCUGGGUUAGGGGGCGGGGCAGCGGCGCUCUAGGCCUGCCGAGCGGCUGAGCCUCUCGCUGGUGGCGGACCCGACGGCCGUGGCGGCGGCGGCGGCCUGACCUGCUUGACCGGAGCCGGAGCCGGACCUGGAGCCGGAGCCGGAACCGGAACCAUGAGCGUGGACAAGGCUGAGCUGUGCGGGUCUCUGCUCACCUGGCUGCAGACUUUCAGGGUGGCCCAGCCCUGUUCUUCCCCCCAGGACCUAAGCAGUGGACUGGCAGUGGCCCAUGUGCUACAUCAGAUAGACCCUUCCUGGUUCAAUGAGACCUGGCUCCUUCGGAUCAGAGAUGAUUCUGAACACAACUGGCGGCUAAAGGUCAGCAACUUGAAGAAAGUGUUACAGGGUCUUGUGGAGUAUUCUCAGGAUAUCCUGGGACACCAGGUAUCCGACCAACACUUGCCAGAUGUGAACCUGAUCGGGGAAUUCUCUGAUCCGGCUGAGCUGGGGAAGCUGCUACAGCUGGUGCUGAGCUGUGCUAUCAGCUGUGAGAAGAAACAAGAACACAUCCAGAGGAUCAUGACCUUGGAGGAAUCGGUGCAGCAUGUGGUCAUGACUGCCAUUCAGGAGCUUAUGAGCAAAGAUCCUGCAGACCCCAUGACGGCAGAGACCUAUGGGAAUUUUGACAGCCAGUCCAGAAGAUACUACUUCUUGAGUGAAGAGCCAGAAGAAGCCGACCAGCUUCGGCAGCGCUGCCAUGACCUGGAGCAGCAGCUGACCCUUCUAGUGGAGGAGAAACAGAGCCUGGUGCAGGAGAAUCGAGCUCUGAGGGACAGGGGGGCACAGCUGGAGGGACCUGAGGCUGCUGGACUCACCUCCAAGAGGCUUUUGCUUCUUCAGUCACAGCUAGAACAACUACAGGAGGAAAACUUCAGGCUUGAGAGCUUGAAGGAGGAUGAGCGUCUGCGCUGCGUGGAGCUGGAGAGAGAGGUGGCCGAGCUCCAGCAGCGGAACCAGGCACUAACCAGCCUGGCCCAGGAGGCCCAGACCCUAAAGGAUGAGAUGGAUGAGCUCAGGCAGUCAUCAGAACGAGCGAGCAGGCUGGAGGCCACACUGAGCGGGUGCCAGCGUCGCCUCGGGGAGCUAGGGGAGCUUCGGCGGCAGGUGCGAGUGCUAGAGGAACGGAAUGCAGGCCACGCAGAACGGACAAGGCAGCUAGAGGAUGAACUGCGGCGGGCAGGGACCCUCAGAGCCCAGCUGGAGGGCCAUCGGAGACAGGUACAAGAAUUGCAGAGUCAGCGACAGGAGGAGGCCCUGAAGGCCGAGAAAUGGCUAUUUGAGUGCCGGACACUGGAAGAGAAAUACGAGGCUGUGGUCAAAGAGAAGGAGCGGCUCAUUGAGGAGCGAGACUCUCUUCGGGAGGCGCAUGAGGAGCUGUGCUGUGUCCAGGUGCAGCAGCGGGGCCUCAGCCAGGCAGACGUCCAACUGCAACAGAUGUCGCCACCUGUGGAGAAUCUGGCAGCAGAGAUCCUUCCGGCUGAGCUCAGGGAGACAAUCCUUCGCCUGCAGCGGGAAAACAGACGUCUGUGCCAGCAGGAGGCAGCCGACCGUGGCCGUACCGAGGAGCUGCAGGGGCAGCUGGAGGAGGCCAACCGGGCCAGGCACAGGCUAGAGACCCAGCACAGGCUGAAUCAGCAACAGCUGGCAGAACUUCGGGCACAAGUGGAAGAAUUACAGAAGGCAUUACAAGAACAGGGGGGCAAAGCUGAGGAUUCCUCACUGCUGAAGAGGAAGCUGGAGGAGCACCUGGAGAAGCUGCACGAGGCACACUCGGAACUGCAGAGAAAACGGGAAUACAUCGAUGAGCUGCAGCCGCCAGCUGAUGGCAGCGCGCGGCGCAUUGAGGAGCUACAGAGGAGUCUGCAGAAGAAGGAGGCCGACAUGCGGGCCAUGGAGGAGCGCUACCGGCGCUACAUGGAGAAGGCUCGAACGGUCAUCCAGACACUGGAACCCAAGCAGCGGCCGCCAGGGCCUCCUCCCCUGGAGAUUCAAGCCCUGAGAACCCAACUCCAGGAGAAGGACCUAAGGAUCCGACACCUUGAGACUGACUUUGAGAAGAGCCGGAGUCAGCGGGAGCAGGAAGAAAAGCUAAUCAUCAGUGCCUGGUACAACAUGGGUAUGGCCCUGCAGCAACGGGCUGCAGGGGAGGAUCGACAGCCAGGCCCAGCCUAUGCCCAGUCCUUCCUGGCCCAGCAGCGACUGGCCACCAACACACGCCGGGGACCCUUGGCACGUGCCCAGGCUGGCCCUCCCCGAUCUGGAGACAAGCACUGACCUUUGGACCCUCAUUUCUCCAUUCUUCUGGGCAGCAUAGGGUUAAAACUGUGGCCGUUCCCUUCUCCACUUGCACACUACAAGGGGUCGCACUUAUUGCACAUGCCCAACUCCAGGGCAAGGGAACUCUAGCCCUGACAUCUGACCUCAGCCCUUUUCCUUAACCCAGGUUUUGUUUUUUAAGAUAUUUUCCAAGGGUCCCUCCCUAUUUUUAACCUCUGGUUCUCAGGGCAAAGAGGAGCUGGAUUUCUGUGUUCCCAGUACUGCCAACUGGGCCCCACCUUCUCUUUUUAAAAAUGUGAUUUGGGAGGGGGAUAAAUCUUCUAAGUCUGAGAUGAGGAAUUAAAUAAAGCAUUCAAUCCUAAA